Molecule: messenger RNA, 1533 nt
Organism: Pelobates fuscus (common spadefoot toad)
Lineage: Eukaryota; Metazoa; Chordata; Amphibia; Anura; Pelobatidae
Gene: MAFF
Product: MAF bZIP transcription factor F
Exons: 3
Coding region: 201-644 (147 amino acids)
Biological process (GO): regulation of transcription by RNA polymerase II; regulation of epidermal cell differentiation
Cellular component (GO): nucleus
Molecular function (GO): DNA-binding transcription factor activity, RNA polymerase II-specific; RNA polymerase II cis-regulatory region sequence-specific DNA binding
Source: RefSeq, a predicted model, not a curated record
GGUUUGUUUUGUUAAUAUUUGGCAUUCAGCCAGAGACUUUGCUCAGUUCGCCUGAGCCUAUCCCCUUUAUGCGCAGUCACUAGCUCUCUGUACUGAAGAUCAAACAUCAAGGCCUGACUAACAGGAUUAUUUGCUUAAUUGGGAAAUAAACAGGAAAUCGUUCGUUCAUUUUAAGGCAACUUGAAAACGACAAGGUGAAAAUGUCAGACGGACUUUCUUCUAAGGCCUUAAAGGUGAAAAGGGAAAUGGGGGAGAACAUGCCAAUGCUCUCUGAUGAUGAGUUGAUGUCCAUGUCAGUUCGUGAGCUAAACCACCACUUGCGUGGCUUGUCCAAGGAAGAGGUAGUGAGACUAAAGCAGAGGAGAAGGACCCUGAAAAAUCGGGGUUAUGCUGCAAGCUGCCGCGUCAAACGUGUUUCACAAAAGGAGGAGCUAGAGAAGCAAAAAAAUGACCUGCAACAGGAAGUCGAUAAACUAGCGCAGGAGAACUCCACCAUUAAACUGGAGCUGGAUGCACUGAGAGCCAAGUACGAGUCUCUGCAAAACUUUGCUCACUCAGUGUCCCGGGGAGCGAUCACUCCAGCUAAAGUGGCCGCCACGAGUGUUAUCACCAUCGUCAAGUCUUCAGGAAAUUCUUACUCUUAACAGAAGACAAGCUGUUCAUCUAUCCCUAUUCCCAUCUCACCUCAUCAAAAACUUACAACAACAUAGCAGAUUUCACAAACGGCAGCCUUACAAAGCUGGGCAUUGAUACGGGGCCUCUAUAACUUGCCGUUAAAGGUUUUCUCUUGCCAUAUGGAAACUGCAGAUUGGAUCUGUCCCACUGUCAUUACUGUGAGGCAGAUGGUAUAGAAUUGUGGUGCAAUAGCUCCAAGUUACUAAUGCAAAGUCAUGAAUGUAAAGGGAAUGAUUGAGGAUCUCAAUUGUAUGUUUUCGUGCAUGUAGUGGGUAUGUUACGACCAACAUAACCAGAAAGAUUACUUUAUGGUAUUGAAAUAUGAUAGAAGGGCACUGAAACGCUGAGUACUGCUAACCAAUAGCAGAUUUGAAAGUCACAUGUUUCAGGUAGAGCAUUAGUAGCUUUACUAAUGUGGAGCUGUGUUUGCUACACAUUCUGCGUCCAAUAACAAUAUCAGCACUUGCCCCAAUGAAGCCUGGUACCAGUGGAACACACAUCCAAAAGGAUGGAUAGCCGGAUGGGUCAUGUUGAGAACAGAUGGAUGAGGCUGGUGGGAGUUGUUCUGUAAUAGCAGUAAGGUUACGUGGAACCUAACAUUAAGGUAUUCAUGUUUAAAUGUUGAAUACUUUAAAUAGGCUCCCAGUCUGAAUAUUUUGGGGAUGAGUUGAGAUGGAAUGAUGGAAUUGAGAAAGUAGAAUAUUGAUUUCAAGGAUCAGUAAGUGUUGAAGGACAAAUGAAAAGUAUACGAUUUUUAUUUAUUUUAUGAAUGUGCAAGUUUCUUGUCCGCAUACCACCAAUUAAUAUUUAAUAUUUGUGCGAUAAACACUGUACAAAUACCUCACAACAUUUCAAUUG